Acaulospora morrowiae is the source of this 267-nucleotide messenger RNA. NCBI's taxonomy places the organism in Eukaryota, Fungi, Glomeromycota, Glomeromycetes, Diversisporales, Acaulosporaceae. The record is from the annotation of a GenBank genome assembly.
AUGGGCGGUGAAAACCACCCACGUAGGGGAAAGAUGAACAAAGUUUAUCCUUCAGGAGUAAAGCGCCUGGGAACGAAUAGCCCUCUUAAUCUUAAUAUCAGGGGGGCAACUUAUGUACGCCGAGUUCUUUGGCGAACGUACUGUCCAUUGUUCUCGAAUGACGAUUCGGCAAGAAACAUAGAUGACACUCUCGACGCGUCCUUAUCAGCCGUCGACGUAAUGUCUCCCGCACUCAAAGUGAUUGCGAUACGAAUGAACGCGGGAUAA